AUGCUCGGCAAGUGUCCGUGGAAGGCAAGCCGACGCCUCGACACGUCAGCGUCCUUUGCCCUCGACGGCGAUGAAGAAUACGCGUCGCACAGCCUCGUCGCGCUCAGCGCUGCGAUCGAAGCGACGUGGCGCACGCAACUUUUGGGCGAAAACGGCUUGGGCCAUCCGUCGGGGCCACCUGCGUCGCCAGUGCUCGUCACUGCGUCGUCGAGCAGCUUUGAAAUGGGGACGCUCGCGUCAGCGCCGCUCCUUGUGUUUCCGCUAACCGGCGCGGUCGGGCUCGGGCGCUGCGUCAACGGGCGUUGGCACAUGGCAGUGCUUCGACUACCGUCCGCCGAUCGACUCAUUGACCAGUGCAUCUACUCGCGCGACGGGCAGAGCCAGCUCGCUCUUCUCCACGCGUCUGGCUCGGAGCGUACGUUUAUCACCAAGUGA
Saprolegnia parasitica CBS 223.65 is the source of this 435-nucleotide messenger RNA. RefSeq lists its product as hypothetical. The record is from RefSeq and is a predicted model, not a curated record. The coding region runs from base 1 to 435 and encodes 144 amino acids. NCBI's taxonomy places the organism in Eukaryota, Oomycota, Saprolegniomycetes, Saprolegniales, Saprolegniaceae. The transcript is spliced from 2 exons.